This is a messenger RNA of Columba livia (rock pigeon), 5522 nucleotides long. RefSeq names its product fibroblast growth factor receptor substrate 3 (gene FRS3). Lineage: Eukaryota; Metazoa; Chordata; Aves; Columbiformes; Columbidae. The transcript has 7 exons. The coding region runs from base 355 to 1884 and encodes 509 amino acids. Gene Ontology annotation, biological process: fibroblast growth factor receptor signaling pathway. Gene Ontology annotation, molecular function: fibroblast growth factor receptor binding; transmembrane receptor protein tyrosine kinase adaptor activity. Gene Ontology annotation, cellular component: cytoplasm. The record is from RefSeq and is a predicted model, not a curated record.
UGGGUCCUCCCAGCCCGAGACGCUCUAGGCGGCGACCGGCGGACUCGCUGCUCCCGGCGGGCCCGGCCCGGGCUGGGGACGCGGCGCUGGCGGGGCCGGACCCGCUCCCGGUCCCCGAGCCCGAGCCCAGACCCGGCGGGCCGGGCAGGGGACGGGCCGGGCUGGGGACCGGCCGGCAGCGGGGGCCCGGGCCUCAGCUCCCGGACGGCGGAGCCGGGCAGCGCCUCAGGUGGAAGAUGGGGCAGUUUGCCUGGUGUUUUAGGUGACUCUGACACCUGGUCACCAUGAAGUCCCAAAGGAGAUAGAGGGACAGCGGUGGGAAUUUCUUCUCACUCCUCCAAAAAAACCCAACAAAUGCCUAAUGGGAUUUCCUCUUACGCUGGCGUCAUGGGGAGCUGCUGCAGCUGUCUGUGCAGAGACAGCAUCCCAGACAACCAUCCCACCAAAUUUAAGGUAACGAACGUGGACGAUGAAGGUAACGAGCUGGGAUCUGGGAUUAUGGAGCUGACGCAGACGGAGCUCAUCCUGCACACGCACAAGCGCGAUGCCGUCAGGUGGCCCUACCUCUGCCUGCGCCGCUACGGCUACGACUCCAACCUCUUCUCCUUCGAGAGCGGCCGGCGCUGCCAGACGGGGCAGGGGAUUUUUGCCUUCAAGUGUUCCAGAGCAGAGGAGAUCUUUAACCUGCUUCAGGACCUGAUGCAGUGUAACAGCAUCAACGUGGUGGAAGAGCCUGUUGUCAUCACCAGGAACAGUCACCCCUCGGAGCGGGAGCCAGCCCGGGCCCCCCAGGCGCCCAACAGUCUGGGUUACGCUGUCCCAGGAUUUCCCAAUGGAUUUCCCAGCUUCCCCGGAGAAGCGCUGUCGUUCUCGGCAGGCCGGCAGCCCUCGCUGAGCAGCCUCAGACAUUCCUCCGUGGGCGAAGACUCUACUCAUGCCCUUAUUGGGCCCGAUGAGCAGUCGCACACCUAUGUCAACACGGCCAACGGUGAGCAGGAGCCGAGGGGCCGACACUGUAUGCACUCCUUGCCUGAAGUCCACCCUCCUUUCCCCCCUAGGAACCGCAGCUGCUCCCUCGAGGACCGCAAUCCCCAGGUCUUCCUGCAGCCGGGGGAGGUUAAAUUCGUGUUAGGUCCCACGUCCAACUACAGACGCGUCUGUCGGCAGCACCGCGAGUGCAGGACGCACUUCUGCCCCCCCAACAACAACAACGAGUGCGAGGGGGAGUGCCCGUCACCCCAGUGUGUCUACGAGAACGUCAACGGCUUGCUGCCCCCCAGCACCUCCUCUCUCUGCCGAGGCGGACGCUUGAAACUCAGCCGGGAGGACACGGGUUUGUCUGGCUGCUCCCACCGCAGAACGGCCUUGCUGCACUAUGAGAACUUGCCGUCGCUGCCGCCGGUGUGGGAGUGCCAGCCGCUCCGGCAUGGCGAGGAGGACGUGGGCGCCGCGGAUGUGCUGACGCCUUCUCCCAGCGGCUACUCGGAGGCUGGUGAAGAAGAGCCCCUGCAGAACUACAUGAACUCGGAGAACACGGCGCUGCACGGGGGCAGCGGCCAGCGGCGCAGCAGCUUCUUGCCGAAGCCUCGCCGCGGCUGCGUGCCCAGCGUCUUCAGCUUCGACUUCCCCCGGCCCUGUCCAGAGCAGCCACGACAGCUCAACUACAUCCAGGUGGAGCUGGAGGCCGAGCCGCACAAGGGACAUCAGAACCCGCCGGUCCCCCGUGUCCCCCCUCCUGCCACCCACGACGCCCGCCGGACGGACUCCUACGCGGUCAUUGACCUAAAAAAGACAGCGGCCAUGUCCAGUUUGCAAAGGGCCCUGCCGAGAGACGAUGGGACUUCGCGGAAAACUCGCCAUAACAGCACUGACCUGCCUCUGUGAGGGGAACGCCAAGUGCAAGCGCCGUGUUGUGGCUUCAGUCCCUGCUCUUCAGUGUAAUUCCAUCCCCUGUUGCCUCUGCUUCCCCAUUCGCCCCAUUCCUGGUGUUUCGGGGUGGCUCCUACAGCUGAUGUUGAGGCUGGUCUGUCUGUCUGUCUGCCCCUCUCCAUCUCUCCCCUGUAGUUCAUUUUUAAAGCCUUGUGGGAUAUUUGAGGGUGCAGUUUGAAGGUUGAAUCUCUGGUGAGAGGGGCAGGAGGUGCCGGCAGGAGCGCGGGUGCGGUGUGGAUGCAGCUCCAGGUUUUGCCUUGUGGUUUCGCCGGUUUCUGCUGACGGAGCUCGUGCUGCGGUCUCUGCCCCCUUGACUCGCUCCUUUCUCCCCUCUGCACUGUUACCGAUUAUCUCGAAGCACGUAAAAGCUUUUAAUACUCCCGUCCCUUUCUCAGAUUAAAUUUAAGUUGGGCGGUUCUAGAAACCACUAGAGGAGGACAGAGCCAUGGGCACGGACACUGUGAUCACAUAAACCCCAUUUCCUGAAGAGACCUCGCUUUGAAAGAGGGGGGCAAGACCGCAACUGUGAGAGAGUUUGGAGGUUUGAGAUAGAAAACUUUGAUCAUACCGUAUCCGGUUUUGAUUUUUAAGGGUUCUUUUCGGUGGCUGUUCAGAGGUGUUGUCUGUCUAUUUAUUUGUUUACUUAUUUAUUUAUUAAAUGUUCUUUUCACCCCAGUGGUAAUUGCCAAAUCCAGUGCCAAUGUGAAACACGUACUCGCUGUGAGUCGCUCCUUCCAUCAGGAGACAUAUCUCGGCAGAGGUGGGCGGCUUUGCUGAGCUGCUGUUGGGGAAAAGAGCAGCUGUGAAUCAAGAAGUUGGUUUUUAGCUGGGACUGAGCGUCAGGGGGUGGGUGGGAAUGGCCCGGGAGCCGUGGGUGCGCGAGCGGAGCUGCCUGGAGCCCUAUCAAAGUCAUCGCUGCACCCACGUACCCGCCUGGGUCCGCGAGAAACGUUUGAUGCGUGUUUGGGGUGAAUGCGCAGUUUGUUUCCUAAGCUGCGGCCUUGGAAGGGCUGAGUUUCAGCUCUCGGGUGUAUUUGUGGCCUUUGAUGUGGAUUUUGCUCCGUGGGUCUGAGCUGUCAGGCGGGUGGCGGUGCUGCCUGGGCUCUGUGCCCCCUCCCGCUGCGGGGCGUCCCACCCUCCCCGGCUCCUCUUUGCCAUUAGCAGGUGUUUGGAGGGGACGGGAGCGCUCGCGGUCACUCUGGCGUCCACCUCUGCUGUCUGUGUUCUUCAUCUCCUGUCCGUCCAGCUGCAAACCGCUGCUGAGCUUCCCAUUUCCGGAUUGUUGAAAUUUGGCCUUUUUUCUUACUUUGGUGCUGUAAUGUCGUAUUGAACCGCAGCCCUUUGAGGGGCAGGGACGUGCCAUGCCGUUCAGAAGAAGCGACAGGAGUGUGAGUAAUGCCAAGCCUGUGGGGGUAAACAUGGAUUUCUUGGCUUGCCGUUGCACUAUAAAUUCAAAGUGCACCACGUGCUCAAAAUCCCUGCUUUUGCCUUUUUUUUCUAAGUCCUUGUGCAUGUCUUCCAUUCUUUUUUCCACCCAACCCUUGUGUAAUCUGUAAGUGAAAGGAAACGCAACUAAUAUAUUUUUAUAUGUAUACCAAAUGACUUUAUUCAAAGGACACAAAACCCCAACAAGUAAUAGGUCCCCGUAAAUCUAGCUUUCAUUUAGGAAAGGGAGAGAAUAAAUUAUUUAUAUUAAAAAGUGCAUUAAGCUUUAAAUAAACUGUUUGAGUGAAGAGUUUCUGAGCUGUAGGUGUCACCCCGGGGCUCCCCCAGGGCAGGGCUCCGGGAGCCUGGGGUGACCCUGCCUGAGCUGGGAAAUGCAACAUGCUUGUUCCCCUCUUGCCCCAAAAAAGGGCAAAAAGGAUGAAAGGGCCGUGGUGGAAGAGGAGAGGGCCCUUCCCACCCGCGCAGGCCUUGGCAGGGUGGUUUCAAGGGAAGAUGCUGGGGUACAGGUGUCCCGGGAGGACGAGGUGAUACUGCAGCUGCUCGGCUGUUCUUCAUGCCCCAGGUGCUGUGGAAGCGCCGGGAAGGAGCGGAGCCGUGUUGGGACACGGGCGGUGGUUCUGGAGGCACAGGGAACAGAAAUGUCACUUUGGGCUUCCUCCCUGUGUCACAGCCCCGGCUGGGUCGCGGCUUCCUCUAGUGGCCACGUUUGAAAUGGUUUUGGAGGAGAAACCAGGACUGGGUUGAAAGACAGGACAUCGCAAUUCGCAUUUUCUCGUUCCUUCAGCCCCUUGGUUUGGGUGACGGGCGGGAGGGAUCUUUCCUUGUUAGCCUUUGCUUUGGUUGGAAAGCCUGUUUGUGCAAUAUGCUGUGUCUUUAUGGCACCUCGUGAACUAUCGCGUUUGCUCAGACUUUGGUUCUGAACGAAGCUUUAGGCAGCAGGAUGCCGCUGGCCGGUUUGUGCGUUGAGUCCUCAUUGCGCUCCCCCCACCACGCGUGAGACCGAAGUUCAAGGGACGGCUCGCUAAGCAGCCCCAUCCAGACAGUUUCACUGUCUUAACCUUUUUGAGUGAUUCUUGUUUGAGCUUUGAGUUAAUCAAUGGGAAUUAUUCCCCGGUGAACGCAUAAAUAGAUCUUUUACCCUUCCCUUUCCCAGCGACCUGUUGGUAGGAAGACAGCUUCCCCCAGCACUCAGUUGUCUUUUCAUUUGUUUUUAACCCAAUUUAUGUGUCUGCAUUUCCCCGGGGAAGGAGGUUGGGACGUCAGCUGUACCUGCCUUACAGGGCGAGGAUGGCAAAGGAGAGCCUGGGUGGUGAGGGUUAGGGGAUCAGUAUUUCUGCAAAGAGACUCGAAUGGGUCAGUUCUUACUGAAAUAUUGUUAUUUUUAUUACUUUAAGCCAUGCUGUUCACUGGGGCUAAAACACAGAGCUCGGUAUUAGAGCCAUCUGUUCUCAGCCAUUUCUCCCCAGGUCUUUCCUCUGUCCCCUGUGAUGCUUCUCAGCCCUCUCGGGUGGUGUCUUGACUGUGAAGUGUCAUUAACCAAUGAUCGUUAAUGAACGCAUUGCCUAAAUCUAGCUCCUGGGAGGGCUGCCAUCCUUCUUUCUGGGAAGUUUGUCUUUCCCUCCAACUUGGCCGGUCUUGAAAUGCCGUGCACAGGUAGCAGAACAGGUUUACAUUCCUGUACUGAACGGGUGAGUACAUUAGUGGAAAUCCUGAGAGCUUUGAAGUUGGCAAUUACAGGCCAGGCUAUGGAAAAGGCUAAUUGUAAAGAAGGGAGUUAAUUUAUUUUCCUUCCACAAGUGGAUGUGAUUUUGCAGUUGAAAGGCGCAGAUGCACCCGUGUUAUCUCCAGCUCCUCUCCCACGCGGUUCUGCGUGUUGUUCCUUGUGCCGGUGUCUUUGAUACUGAACGUUUCUGAUGCGGCAGAAGAACGAAGGCGCUUCGGGGCCGUGGCCACCGGGGUUCGCUGCUCCGAGCAGGGCGUUGAUCUCGCUGUGUAAUUGCUUCUUCGGGUUAUUUCUGUGGAAAUCCAUUCCACCCCUCGAUCCAUCCCACCGGGGUAACCCCACAGGCGAGGAGCAGCAGCAGCGCUCGUGUCUGACCUUAACGUGCACCAUGAAUGUAUACAGAAUAAACCGAGUAUGACGAUCG